GUACCUGUACUUCACCACGUCACGGGCGCUUAACAGUAUAUUAUCGUGAACUUUAAUUACUGAUGCUAGGGACCAUACUAAAUCACACUUUAAAGUACAACAUUCCCAACAACCUAAUUUCAUGAAGCGCAGAAGUUGCUACUUGCGAGGUUUGCCGGGAAAAUGUUUCCUUGCUCUGGAUGAUCUGACGUGGUCUGAUCAUAUGAUCUUUGGAGAGCUAAAUGUAGGCCUAAGCCAGUCAUAUUUCUCCCGAUAUAAAUCAAACAAUUAACAAGUAUGUUCAACCAGGAGCAAGAAGAGUCACCAGCUUUUCUUGAGAGCUACACUAAGCUGGUCCCCCUCCCCUGCGACCAGCCAGGCUGGUGCCACCUCAAGGCUACACUAGCCCGGUUGGCUACAGUCACCACACCUCAUACCCUCCUUCCCUGCCUUGGAGAAGUUUACCGGGCAGCUCACCCUUCCCAGCACAACUGGCACACAGUCCAGCCACUAGCUGAGACGCCCCACCCAUUCCUUGGGCUAGGCCACUUCCUGGAGCAUGUUGCUGAGGAGGCAGAGCAGGACCAGUUCUUCCGAAGAGUGCUGCCAACGAUCACAUGGCUGGCUGGAGAGAUGGAGGCAUGGCGCCCUCAAGAGGGAAUACAAUAUGCUCUUCAACAACAAGAAUCGACAGUGUGCCUGGACAGACGUUUUGUAGCCAGUGUGGUCGCCAAUGCAUUUCUCUGCACCUUCCCAAAACAGCACAGCCUCCGUGUGAACAGCAUUAACUUUGAUGAAUUCUUCCAAUUCCUGAUUUGUUCUUCCACCAAGAGUUCCCAGACAGCCAAGCUGCGCUGUUUUCUGAACUACUUUGACAGACUGGCUGACAUUGAUGUGAAUAAGAGCUUGACUGGACACAUAUCUUACAUCAGACAGGUUCUCAAGGAGGAUGAGACCAUUUCUUUGGAGGAGUGGUUGGACAGCAAGACCCCACUCUGCCCCCUCACUAUCAAGCACGAGGGUCUGAUAGAGAAUGCAGGCAGCCAUGCACUACAGGUUGAUUUUGCCAACAGAUUUCUUGGCGGCAGCAUACUACUUGCUGGCCGUCAGCAGGAGGAGAUACGUUUCAGCACCUGCCCCGAGCUCCUGGCUUCGCUACUCUUCACAGAGAGCUUGCAAGACAACGAGGCAGUAGUUGUCACAGGCUUUGAACAGUUCUCAGAAUACUCAGGCUACAGUAGCACCCUCAAGUUCACUGGAGAUCACAAGGACUAUGCAAAGAAAAAUGAAUGUGGUGACCUGAUCAACACUCUCAUUGCAAUUGACGCCAUGCCGUGGUCAGGCUACCUGCAGAACCAGUACAAACCAGAGCACAUCUUCCGCGAGUUAAACAAGGCCUACGUGGGCUUCUGCUACCCAAAGGCUUCCGUAGAGACUAGUGUUUCUAUUGGCCAAGAGGAGGUGGACAGUGGCAGCUACCAUGACGCACUGGACCAAUCCCUAGUGUCAACAGAUGGUGCUGAUUUUGAGACGGCUUCUUCUGGGGAUGAUCACAGUUGUGAGUCUUUCUCCAACUCCACGCUUCAGGCAUUUGGAAGCUCCCUAAGCCGAGCCAUCACAGACAUUGCCAUCAAGGACGUCACAGGCUCCUUCCAAAGGCCCAGCCUUCCCCGUGAUGAAUCCAGCCAGAAUUCCCUCAGCACAGUGCUGAUGAUGUCCAACAACUCCACCCCUGUUGAUGAGGUCAGCCAGAUGGAGUUACCAGGAAUCCCAGGAGAGCUUCCAGCACUGGAAAGCUAUGCUACAGGGCUUGUCCAGGACGUCCUGAAAGAGGCAGGAGCAAACAGAUUUGAAGAAGCUGGAAGUCAGGGGGUUGGAGUCACUGAAGAGGAUGGGGAAGGAGAUGCAACCUUGCAAGAUGAAAACCUUGAGCUUCAUGCUGAGAUGUUGGUAAACAAUAUCAUCUCAAAUGCUGUUGUUGUGGUCAAGGAGACCAAUGAGCAGCAAAUCCCUGAUGAGUCAGAUGCUGGCUAUGAUAAGGAGCACAACAGAGAUGAACCAUCAGAGCUUAUACAGGUCAUUGAUAAUGCAGCAUUUGGCACUGCACUGAAUGACAUCGGGUUGAGUGAGAGCAGUACCACUCUCACCUCACCACAAAAGCAUAGCGAGCCCCAGCACAUGACAGAGUCCCACAGUGGUGAGUCUCGCAGCAGCAAAGGUUCCCUUGCUGACUACAGUGUCAUCUCUUCUGCCUCUGGCCAGUCAUCUGACAGCUUUGUCAAGCUCAACGGGGAUGUUGACUUGGGAUAUCGACAACGGCAUCCAAACCAGGCUUUCUCCACUGAAGUUUUGGCUGCUGAUAUCAUGCAUGAUGCACUGGCAACACUGCACAAGCAUUUCAACAUCCGCUCAGGUAUCCCGACCACCAUCUCCAAUGAUUCCUUGGACUUCAGCGAAAUCCACUCUGAGAUGUCCAUGGCAAGAGAUCGCUCAGGUUCCUUUGACAUACUCACCAGCGGUGAUGUCAGUAGCAGCCCAUCUUUGUCGGAGUACGUAAGAGUUUCCAAAUUCAGCCUGGAUGGUUUGGCAGAGGAUGUCAUGUCUUCUGCCUUCCAGCAGCUGCAGCAAAUUCUCCAAGAGAAGGCUAUCAAGGAUCUGAAUGGCAACCAGAAAAAGGAAACAAUCCCUCUGUCAUCUGAUGUGAAAGAUAAUGUCGGAAAUCCUCUUAAUAAUAAUAAUGAGGCUAGCGACUACAAGUACCUAACUCUCGCCCAGGAAGAUGUCAAGAAUGGAAAUACGCUUCCAAGCAGUAUUCAUGAUGCUGUAAGUCAAGAGGGGCAUCAAAGACCCUGUACAGCCAAUAACUUUGCCGAGAGAUUGGUCGGGGAAGUCUUUAACGAGUCCCUACAUGCAUUACAAAAUCGGAAUCUUGUGAGCAGCAGGGGCCGGCACCAUGAAGACCCCAGCACUCCGCCGCCAUCCCCAACAGAUCCAGUGGAACUUGAGGCCAGCGUGCACACCUCUCAAUCCAUUGAUAAGUCCCUGGUGACCAUCUCGGAACAGCCAGCCAUUGAGGAGCCACUUUACUUUGGAGACAAGCGACUGUCUGUUGAUUCGUCGGGCACAGAGAGCAGCCAGUCUCGAGAGGCUCGCAUCAGGGAGUGCGCUGAGCAGCUGGUUGCACGGACGCUGCCUGAAUCCAUGAAACUCCUUGGAGGGAGUGCCCAGACCACCAGUAGCUCGAGCUCCCGCCGAACCUCCAGUCCUAGGGGCUCCAUACCUAACAGCUCCAAUCGGUCCAGCAUGGACUGCUUCACCGAGGACCUACUGAAGAUUGGUAACAUUGAUCCAAUGGGAAAAAGGCCUAGCCGUACUGAGGAGAGCCUGGCCUUCUUUGCUCAAGAGAUCAAGAGGAUGGCAGAAGCUGAGGAGAAGUCAUCCAAAAAGCAGAAGGAGGACUUUGCUGACUUCACAAUGGAGCUGCAACGAGGAAGUGCCAGAGCCCAGCCUGAUGAGAACACUGCAACAUCAAGGCACUCCCUGGAAAUGCUAGCUGACCGUUACUCCGUCCAAGUCGUAUCUGAUGUAUUUGUUCAGCUAUACGGCGAGCCAUGGUCAGAAGCCAUACAUUCUGUUGAACAAGAAGAUGAGAUUGUGCAGCAGGAUGCAGUCAAAGACCAAUCUCCAUGCCACCCUUCAGAGCAGGACCUGAUGACCAUGGCUUCCAACCUGGCAAACUCAAUAAUUGAGGCAGCGCUCACGAUUUACCGAGAGGAGCAUCUGCAUGUACCGGUACACGCUCAAGUCAAUGCUGGGAAUUUUGAAAUGGGCACUGUCUAUUCAGAGAAUGAACACUCCUCUCUUGAGGAAGCUGUUGAUGAUGUGCGAAUGAGCAACAAGAAUCUCAGACUGGAGGAGUUUGCAUCUACCACUGGCCAUCAGGUCAUCCAAAAGGCUUUUGCUGACCUGCCCAAUUUGCUGAGGGACAUAAAAAGAGUUGAGCAAGAACGUGAUGAAGAAGUGGGGCCAGCAGGCCAGAGGCCAAUCUCAACAGGCAACUGGGGCUGCGGGGCCUUUGGCGGUGAUCCCCAGCUGAAGUCAUUGAUCCAGUGGAUGACUGCAUCGCAUGUGGGCUGCCCACGCAUGAUGUACUACAGCUUUGGGGAUGAACGAGUAAGCCGGCUACAGCGUGUGGUCAGUGAGAUCACCUCCAGACAGUGGACAGUGGGUGACCUCUUGAGAGCAGUACUUGACCAUAGCUGGUUGACCCUUAAUGUGGAUGCAGAUCCUCUCAGUCUGUUUGAACGCAUCAUCAACAGCGGAUGAUAUCCACAGCUUCUCUCCAAACUAUUAGUCUAUGGACAUCUCCUGGUAAUUGCAUAAUUUAAACAUUAAUGUGUAAAUUACAUGUAAGUCAUUUUUUCCCUAAAAAACACUCCUGCAAAUUAUACAUAAUUAAGUUUUUCAAAAGAUUAUAUAUUUAGCUUAUGGUAGAAAUUGCUUAAAACCCACAGUUGUCGUGUGUUUCAAAUCAUGGACAUUUGGGAAGUAAACAGCAGAAUGAUUUCAGGCAUUUUGAGGACUAGUGGGUCAAAUUGAACUAAAAUCAUUCUUGUGAUGUGCGUAGUCCAGCAUGCAAAUUUCAUGCACUUUGUGGUAGAAGCAUAAAACUUGUCGCAUGUACAGAUAUUCUUGUUUUGUUUAAGUUCAUUUAUUUCAAUACUGUCCUUGGAAAAGGAAAUGUACAGUGUUUGUAAUAAGUUGAAAUACAGUAUAACAGGUUCAUUAAGUCUCAUAUUAUUACACAAAUGACAAUAUUUAGGCUUGGGUGAAGCAAAAAUGCUUUUGUGCCCUAAUCUGAAAUGAGUUCAUACAGGUUGAGAUAUUUUAAAUGAGCUCAUUUGAGCUCAUCUGAAUAGUUCAGUUCUCUUGUGUUAAGUUGAAAACACUUGCAAUCAAUCAAAUACAUUGGCUCACCUGUUGAGUGUAGAUUUACAGAGAAAAGUCCAAAUGCAUAAGCUCAAUGCAUAACAAUAGAAGUUCCAGCUCUGCGUUUAUGGAUAGCAAGAAGCUUUACCUACAUUUUCCAAAUAAUUUAAAAAAAAGAAGGUCACAAAUACAAUUACUCAAAAAGUCGUUGGUGUCAGCUAAUGAGGAGAAUUUUUAAAAUCAAGAUUGCCACAACACAGUUUUAUUUACAAAAAUAAUUUUACACAAUUUGAUUUCUAUUGAGCAUAUGUAUUUUCCAUGCUGUUGAAGAGUCACUUUUGUUUAAUAAUUAAAAAGAUAAAGCAACAUCUUAGUAAGUGGUGGGCGCCAUGGACAACAGGUCAUGUUAUCAAAAUGAAAGUGUUCAUUAUCACACCACAUAACUUGAAAGCUACACUUGAUGUCCUAGAUUAGGGGAUGUUUGGUUGUAGACCAAAUCGAAAGUUCUACGCAAUUUACAAGUGUAGGUCCUUAAGUACAGGAUUUUUGGCUAUUGACAAGGAUCUUCAUUUUGAAAAAUGUAGGGAUCGAGACAUUUUUGAAAAUAGGAUUGGCAUGUUGACAGUGGUGGAUCCGAUCAUGAGUUAGACACACUGUUAUGCUUGUUUUAAUAACUGUUGGAAAUCUACACAUAGCCACAAGAAAGAGGAUAAGGCAUCAUCCUCUCCAGAUUAAUGAAGGUUAAUGUUAGAAAUGGUGGCACCAAGGCCACUGAAGGCUAAACCUGAGAUGGCAGCAGAAAUAAUUGUGUGAACAAAGAAAAAUUAUAAUAACGUGUUGUGACAAAUGGCAUCUCAAUUAUAAAAACAAUAAAACUUAAAUAUUAAUUUGCAUUGUAUAUAGUGGCUUAAAUGUUCAAAUUAUGUCAUAUAACAUGGUGCUGUUGUUUGUUUUGUUCGUUAUUUGUUUCAUCUCCACUCAUUGAAUGUGAAAAUAUUGCUUCAUAAUAACCAAACAACUUUGAAGUGUAAACUGUGUAAAAUACUCUGCUUUAUGGCUCCCUUGGGCAGUUAGGUAGAGACAGAGGCUGCGCUGGUAGGGGUUUCUUACCCCUGAUUGGAGGGUCAGGGGUUCACAUCCAGUCACUUACCAUGUGUGUAUACAUUUACUUACUUUUCACAUCAUGUACAGUAUGUGCAGCUUGUAAUUGUGGUUUACUGUAAACUUUAACAUAGUGUUAAUAAACAGUGAUGCAUAAAACGUUUUGAAAGGAAACUAAAAGAAACCAAAAGGUAUUUGUGCUGUGUGUAGAUGAUUUUGGGUGACAAAAGUAUUCAUUUUGUGCUUAGGUAUAUAUAUUUAUCCAACAGCCUUGCUCAUAUUAGUUUCAUGUCAUGUUGCUGAUGUUGUUCAGUUCUAAGAUUAUUUUUUUUUUAUUUAUCUGAUUUCUUUUGUAAUAACAAUGUGGUGCUUAUAUAGCGCUUUAUCUAAAUUUGUAUUCAGCAUUAGCAAUUUGUUUUAAAUUGGAAUUUCAAAUAGUUAGUCAAAUGUUUUAAAUACAGCUAUUUUUGGCUAUUUUACUUAGAAAUAAUGUAUUCAUCUUGAAUUUGUAUUGAAUAUUCAUGGUCAUAUCUAUUGACACCCUGGCUCAUGCUGCCAUCUUUUGUUACUCUUUCUUCAGUGUUUGAGGAAUUUAAAAACUUUUAUUGAGAGCCUGAUAUAUUGCAGAAGUGCACUUUGGUUUGCAUGUUUGAGUUGAAGGUUUUUUGGUAAUAUUGUGCAUUUGUCAAAAACAUGGAUCAUCUGAAAUGUUUUUUUUGUUGAAAAACAACACAGUUUGUAUUUACGUAUAAGAGCAUUCUUUUUGGAUGCAACAAAAUUGUUUAAAAUCUUAGGAUGCAUAUAGCAGCUAACCUGUUGAAGUUUUAGCUCACUGGAUUCUGUACAUUUUGAGAAAACUUAUACACAAUGUUGCGUCUUGAAAGAGGAUUCUAUUGAAAGCGCUUCCAAUUCAAAAGAUGUUGUUUGAUAUUUUGAAUUCUAGCCUCUCGUGUACAACCCCUAAAUAGUUCUUGGGACAUGAUUCUCAUUCAUUCGGUGUAUGUGACGUUGUGGACCCACUGCAUGGGCAAUUUGUAAAUCAUCACAUUACAAAAACAAAUGUGCCUGUGGGCUCACUGUCUUAAAACCACCUUCAAUGAUCCUUCAUUUCAAAUGGACUAAUUUCACAGGGUAUGUGGUACUAGUCCUAUCUUCACUUUGUGCAAGGUUUACAUUGGUAGGUUUGUUUCAGGUAUUUACUAAUGUGGACCAAUUCCAUGAGGUUACUUAGCACACAAGUUUGCUGAGCAUAGAAGGAUUAUGAAAAUAUUCUCUUAAAAUGCAUGAUUAUCAAAAGUGGAAACUAAACUUUCAUUAAUUGUGAGCCUGGGGAAAUGCAGCAUUACUGAGACCAAUUUCUGUGGUACGAAAGAUUAAGGAAUACUGAUUGGAAUAUAUACGUUUAAGAAGAAAGCUAAAUAUAACCUGUACAUUUAAUUCUCUAAGCAUUUAAGUUUAUGGGGAAAAAGAAUGUUGGUUUUCCAACUAACUUAUAUUUUUGUUUCAAUUAAUCAUGCCCACCUCUUUAAAACCUUAAGUAAAUGUUAAAUUAUACAUAUUUAAGUAUAACAUUUAUUAUAUAACAUGUUUGCUCUAUUAUUAUAUGUCUUAAUGGCAGUACUUAUCUAUUCACUUAAAAAAUCAGUGUUUGAAAUACACAUUUGAAAAAUAUUUACUUGUAGGUCAGGCAAUGAAGAAUAAAAAAACAUACUGCACAUUGAUUAAUCAAUACAGAAUCACCACUGAAAAAUUGGAAGGAAUUCAUAAACACAUACCUUUUUUUCAUUUUGGCACUGUAUCAGUGUUGAAAAUUAUUUAAAGGAAUGUUAAUGUUAUGACAUCAAAGUUUACUUACAUGUAUAGUGUUUCCUCGAUACUGUAAUAAUUUAUUACAUUGAUCAUGAUGUACUUAAUUGUGACUAGAUAAUGAAGAUAAAGGAGCUAAAUUGAAUGAA
This is a messenger RNA of Patiria miniata (bat star), 7964 nucleotides long. RefSeq lists its product as uncharacterized. The transcript has 10 exons. Gene Ontology annotation, cellular component: nucleus; cytoplasm. NCBI's taxonomy places the organism in Eukaryota, Metazoa, Echinodermata, Asteroidea, Valvatida, Asterinidae. The record is from RefSeq and is a predicted model, not a curated record. Gene Ontology annotation, biological process: regulation of DNA repair; nucleotide-sugar metabolic process; carbohydrate metabolic process. Gene Ontology annotation, molecular function: poly(ADP-ribose) glycohydrolase activity. The coding region runs from base 277 to 4305 and encodes 1342 amino acids.